This is a messenger RNA of Gadus macrocephalus (Pacific cod), 2900 nucleotides long. RefSeq names its product zinc finger protein 532 (gene znf532). Bases 1 to 1491 code for a protein of 496 amino acids. The transcript is spliced from 7 exons. NCBI's taxonomy places the organism in Eukaryota, Metazoa, Chordata, Actinopteri, Gadiformes, Gadidae. The record is from RefSeq and is a predicted model, not a curated record.
AUGAGCAUAGAGUUCCAGGAAAGGAAGCAAGGGUGCGUCCACUGCAGUGUGAUCUUUGGAGAUGCGGCGUCCCUCAAGUCCCACAUCCAGAACACCCACUGCGAGGUGUUCUAUAAAUGUCCCAUGUGCCCCAUGGCGUUCAAGUCUGCACAAGCCAUUCACUCACAUGGGUACACCCAGCACCCAGGAGCCAAGCUGGCAGAACCCAAGUUGAUUUAUAAAUGUUCCAUGUGUGACACGGUGUUCACGCUGCAGUCCCUGCUCAACUCACACUUUGAUCAGCACGUCGGCAGCCACAAGGUGUCUGUGUUCAAGUGUCCCGACUGCUCCUCGCUGUACGCCCAGAAGCAGCUCCUGUUGGACCACAUCAAGAUCACACAUGGGACCCUAAAGACCAUCGAGGGUCCUCCCAACCUGGGCAUCAACCUGCCCCUGAGCACCAAGCCCACCCAUUCCAACAGCAACAACAACAACAACAGCAGCAGCAGCAGCAACAAAGAUGGCGGCCAUGCCAACCUCCCAGACAAGAAGCCCGGGCCCUUGUCCCUGAAGACGACCAACAGCCACUGUAACUCAGGGGACCAUCGGGGCCCCCGGGGGCCACAGGUGUACACGUGUGGGGACUGCGACGGUGUCUUUACCACCAGGGAGGGGUUUGUGUCCCAUGUGAGGCGAGACCACGGCAAGAUCCUUAAGAAGCAUCCGUGUCGGCAGUGUGACAAGUCCUUUAGUUCCUCACACAGCCUGUGUCGACACAACCGACUGAAACACAAGGGUCUGCGGAAAAUCUACACCUGUCCGCAUUGCCCUCCUCUGAGUCAGCCGUUCACCAAGAGAGUGCUGCUUGAUCAACACAUCCAACUGAUGCACGACGUCAAGGAACCAGAGUCCAAGAGCCAGGAACCUGCUGAUGUGGAACCCCAACCCAACAAGGCCGCCGGCUCCAAGAGGAAACCAGAGGAGGAAGAAGAGGGAGACCGCGAGGGGUCUCCCGGCCCGCACCCCAGGGGCGCCCACGGUCCACAGCCGCCGCCGCCGCCGGUGAAGAAGCCCAAGGUCCAGCUCCCCAAGGCGCUCCAGUGCGCCGCCUGCGGCUUCUGCGGCGCGGCCGACCCGGCGGCCUUCCGCCGGCACAUCCCGCAGCACAAGACGGACGGCUCGUCGCACCAGUGCCAGGAGUGCGGCCUCUGCUACACCUCCCGCCGCUCGCUGGCGCGCCACCUCUUCAUCGUCCACCGGCUGAAGGACCGCCACAACCUGGCCCGGCGCGGACGCGCGGACGCCGACGAGGAGGAGGACGGCGAGGGCGACGGCCCGAGCGGGAGGGAGAACCAGUCGGACGUCAGGGACGGGAGCGGCCGCGGGCUGCCGGGCCCGAGGUGCCAGGUGUGCCGGAGGGUGUUUGACACGGAGGGACACCUGAACAGCCACAUGAGGACCCACGGGAUGGCGUUCAUCAAGGCCAAGAGGCUGAGCGCUGCCGAGAAGUGAAGGGGCGGGGUCAGAGCUCCGGUGGUGGCGAGGAGGACUCGAGGGUCGAGGGACAGUGACCGGGAUGGCGUGAUGAAGAUCUUUAUAUUUGACUACACGUUUUGCACAAACGUAUAUUUAUGUAUGUAUAUGUAUGUAUAUAUAAAGAACUGAAUGGAUCUAUGUGCUAAAUGUAAGUGGAAGACAGACAGAUGCAAUGUGUUGUAGGAAGAUAUUUCAGUGUCACUUUAUGUGUGGUCAGACGGAGUUGAACAAUUGAAAUAACUUUUUUGUACACGAGAGGUUUUCGUCUUUGAAUAGAUCGAGAAAAUAGUGUUUUAUUUUGCAGCAGUUCCGUUGUGGACGCGACACUGUGGGUGUCGUAUCACGUGCAGGUUGUUUUGGCGGGACCCUGGGCUGCCGCGCUCGGAGUUGCAAAUACUCUUAAUGUCCAAUGAAUGUUUAAUAGCACUGCGACACCCCGUCCCACACACACACACACAGGCAGACACACACACAAACAAACACACACAAACUCAAACACACACAGGCAGACACACACACACACACACACACACACACACACACACAAGCACACACACACACACACACACACACAACACCCUGAAUUUCUACCUGGAAAAUGAAGGCAGUAGGAUUACCAUCUGAUUUAGUUAGUCUAUAAAUAGAUUUAUUUUUCCAUUCGAUUUUCAUUAAGUAAACAUCUUUUUUGCAUUAAGUAAACAUCCAACUGAGACACUUCAUUUGAAUGUUCUAUUUUCUAAAGCAACACCAUGGAGCAAUUUGGUAGAGUCCGUUUUUAAAUUGCUCUCAAAUAAAACAAAGUAAUAUAAUAAGUGAAUGAAGUUUCUCAUUCCCCUAUUCUACUCUUUGGACAACUGGUCAAAAAGCCGUACUGAAUCUUAAUAUAAUGCAAUCAGAGCAACAGAUUUUAUCCAUGGUUUCACUUGAGAGUAUUUUCCACAACGUACUUCCUGGAUUUUUAAGGAAUUGUGUGGCAGCUCUUUUUAUAUGAACCUGUCAACCUUUAAGGAUAUUAUCUGGAUGCUACAAUCGCGUUUCAGCCUUUGGACAGCAGCAUUUUUAAACAACACACUUCUUAACUGCAUGCUUCAUGGAGUAUAAAGCUAUAUCAGACACAAUAUCAUCAUCCUUAGCUCGGUGUUUUAACUUUGUAUAAACUGUGAUGUGUUUUUUACUUGUUUAGAGAACAUAAUAUUUUCAGGUAAUAAAAAAGGAAUGUGUCAGCAGAAAACUUGACUUUGUAGCUGAAGUAGAAUUAUAUCCACACUAUAAAAGUACCUGGCUAUACUAUAUCAGUACUAUCAAAACUGUGUAACCCAAGUAGCAUAUAGGAACGCUCAAAGAGUUUGAAGGACACAUGAGACGAAAUAAAACCUAUUUUCUCA